AUGCGCUGCCGUUCCUUGAAGGAGCUCGCCCCCAGUUUCUGGGACUGCAGCUCCGUCGCCGUUGACGACGGCCGUGUUGAGGGCUGGAGGGAGAGAGUCGACAACGGUGUCAGCGGCGUCCGCGGCAGCACGACAUCCUCCUUCGAGGACGCCAAAAACACCGCACUGUUUUGCCGCGACGACCGCGACGAGGGCACCUCCGGCAGCAGAAACCCCAUCCCCACCUGCGGGAGCCCCCCGGGGGUCGAGGAGCCGGCGGCCCAGCCAUGGGGGUCGUGCGGCACGGCGACGCCCGCCGUCUCCGACGAGGCUGCGGUGCCCCCGUGCUGCGCAUGCAACUGGCUGAAGGAGUGCGACGAGUGCAGGCGGGGCAUCGGUGCAUCCCCGUCGCUGCUGUCGCUGCUGCCGCGGAAGGAAACACUCCCCGCCGACAUCUGCAGCGAGGCCCGCGGCAAAUAA
Messenger RNA from Trypanosoma conorhini, 459 nucleotides. RefSeq lists its product as uncharacterized. The record is from RefSeq and is a predicted model, not a curated record. The transcript has a single exon. NCBI's taxonomy places the organism in Eukaryota, Euglenozoa, Kinetoplastea, Trypanosomatida, Trypanosomatidae. Bases 1 to 459 code for a protein of 152 amino acids.